This is a messenger RNA of Ixodes scapularis (black-legged tick), 2160 nucleotides long. RefSeq lists its product as uncharacterized. The transcript is spliced from 2 exons. Gene Ontology annotation, molecular function: nucleic acid binding; zinc ion binding. The coding region runs from base 198 to 1505 and encodes 435 amino acids. Lineage: Eukaryota; Metazoa; Arthropoda; Arachnida; Ixodida; Ixodidae. The record is from RefSeq and is a predicted model, not a curated record.
CCACAGAUGAUGAUAGUGAUCAAAGUGGCCAGACUGAAUUUCGGAAAGGGUCUAUUCCACCUACCCUUGUAUCCCAAAUCCAAACUUACUCCCAAUAGGAAACCAAAGCAAAACAAUUCGAAUUCACCCGCUAGUCACCCUAAAAACUUACCUGAGAACCUAAAAGCCUCAACCACACGGAGACAACACCGGCAAAGAUGAACGCAUAUCACGAGAAAAAGAGCGUUAAGAAGAAGAAAAACAAAAAAACGAAAGAAUACUGCUCAGACAAUGAUGAAAAGAAAAACCACAAGGACAAGGAAAACACCGAUUCGGAGGAAGAGGGCAUCUACUUGGAACGGGAGGUGAGGGAGGAGAUCCCAGAGACGGGGGAAGACGACUUCCCAGACGAAAGGAAAACUAGUCGCAACGCUGCCAACAAAAACAAAACAAAAGACACCAAAAAAGACAGACCCCAAACACAGGAGCUCUCACAGGCAAGCUUGGAAGAGCUACUUAAAACUAUCGCAGAACUUACAAGGACAACAAUCAAGGUGAUGGACGAAAACGCCAAAAUCAAAGCCGAACUCAGCCGAAUCAACGAACAAACCGAACUCAUAAUCCAAGAGAACCUACACCUCAGAGAACUCGACCUGUUGCAAAACAAUGCAAGACUAAACGAGUCAGAGAAAGCGAGGACUAAGACGUACUCACAGGCGCUGGGCACGCAAAGCGAUGACAACAACGAAACCCCGAAACAAGACGACAAUGAGCAAGAAAAGAAAUAUACUCUACUGGUAACGACAAAAGGAAGUCAAGAAAAAGACGACCACAUCAAAGUGGGCAACCUCCUAAAGAAAUCAAUCGACCCAGCGGACGUCGGGCUGACUGACGUCCGACUUAAACCGAUUAGGGGAGGACUGGCCAUAACUACCAACUCAAAAGAGGCCAUAGAUAAACUGGAAAGGAAAAUCAACGAAACAAAAGACACCAGAGAAAAACUAGAAUACAAAAAACCCAAAGAACGAAAUCCCCAAAUCUCCAUAACACAAGUAGAAAGAGAGCUAACAGAAGAAGAAAUCACGAAGGCAAUCAUACACCAAAACAAAAUCGAAGCAGGAGAGGACGAAAUAAAAAUAAUUCAAACUUUCAGAACAAACAACGGCACGAACACCCAGAUCAUUGAACUGUCUGCGAACGCAUUCAGGCAACUAAUAAACAGGAAAAGGUUACUGAUAGGUUGGACCUCCUGUCCCGUCAGAGAGAAUAUAUAUGUCCCAAGAUGCCUCAACUGUUCAUCAUACGGACACACACAAAGGCAAUGCCAAAACAGAGCGACGUGCCCUGAGUGCGCCGGACAACACAGACACCAAGAAUACGAGGUGAUCACAGUCAAAUGCAAAGCCUGCAGCAACAGCAACGAAAAAUUUGAAUCACAAUUUGACACUAACCACAAAUUCACAGACCCGCUGUGCCCAACAUAUAAAGCACAAGUCGAAAGAAUCCGACAAAGAACUUCAUACUAAGGGAACAAAAGAGAGAGAGGGAAGAGGGGGGGGAGAGGCGAGACAACAGAGGACAACACGAUAGAAGGGGGAACAGCUAAAGCGAAGAAAUAUGGUACACAUAAAACAAACAACACAUCCAUUAGAAUCACCCAAAUAAACCUAAACCAUUCAUAUACCGCAACAGAACACCUCAAGAAUAAUCAACCACACAUCCAAUCCGAUAUAACAUGCAUACAAGAACCCUACUACUCAAACAACAAAAUCAUUGGUUUCUCAGUAAAAGACAUAAUCAUCCAGAAUAAGGAAAAACCUAGAACAGCAAUAGUAAUACAUAAAAAAAUAUUUGAUUACACCUGGUAAAGGUUGAUAGGGAUCUAAUAGCUAUAACACUCACUACAAGCAAGGAAAAACUACUGCUAAUAAUCUCGUAUUCAGCACCCAAAGAAUAUCUAGACUACACACUCGAACAAAUUGAACAAAUUCUUGAAAAACAUCCACCGACACCAACACUAAUAGUAGGAGACUUCAACUCAAAAAACCCCACAUGGGGAGGAAACAAAAUCGAUGAAAGAGGGGAAAAAAUGGGGGACUUCAUAAUAGAAAAAGACCUACACCUCGUCAACCACCAAGACUCACCACCCACAUUCACACCGGCAAAUGGAAACAGCUGGAU